Manihot esculenta (cassava) is the source of this 3199-nucleotide messenger RNA. RefSeq lists its product as uncharacterized. NCBI's taxonomy places the organism in Eukaryota, Viridiplantae, Streptophyta, Magnoliopsida, Malpighiales, Euphorbiaceae. The transcript is spliced from 2 exons. The record is from RefSeq and is a predicted model, not a curated record. Gene Ontology annotation, molecular function: protein binding. Bases 931 to 2967 code for a protein of 678 amino acids.
AUUACUCCAACAUCUGUGUCCACUGUAAUAACAUUCCUCUCCAUUGUAUUAGUUUCCCACCUCCAUUAUCACUUCAAAGCCCAAGGAAAAAAAAGCUGUAAAGACCUCUCUCUCUCUUUUUCUCAAAUUUCCCAUAGAUCACCAUCAUUAUUUCUUCAUCCUCUUACACCUUUCUUUCACAGAUUAGAGACAACAUCACCUUCUUAUUAUUAAUCCACUUGUAGCUCUAAAUCCCAUUUGUUUUCCCCUGUGAAAAGUUCAGAAAUUCCCUCAAGCCCCAUUUUUUAAAACCCAAUAUCAUCUUUGUCUUGUUCUAUUCUGAUGAUUAAUAUUUUCUAAUCUACCCUGAAAUGCAUGUUACCUUUUCUGUUCUCUUUGUGUGCUUUCUACUAUCAUUUAGUUAAUAUUGUCUAAUCCAAAGUUAUGCUUUCUUCUUCAAUUUGAUUUUCCCAUGUGGUUCUUUCAUCAUUCUUCUGUAUUUUCUUUGUCAGAGUUUUAAUUGGUUUUGUUGCAGGUGGUUAGCUUAGCUGCUUGAGUUAAUAAUAUUAAAGAGCUCCAAUCUGUUGAUCUUCCUGGGUAGGCCUUGUAACUGCUUUUCUUUAUUUAUCCAUCUUGCUAUUCUCUUCUCUUUCCAAUUUUAACUUGUUAAUAGUUAAAAUUGCUUGAUGCUCUACUUCUUCUAGUUUUGUGCAAAGCUCAUAGUAUGUUUCAAUCAUUUCAAUAGGUUCUUUUGUAUAGUUCAUUAUUGGGUUGGAAUUUUUUCCUUUGUUUUCUUUGAAGUAAGUUUCAGUUUUGCUUGUAGUGCUCUUGUUUCUAUUGUCAUAUUGAGUUGGUGUUUAAUUGUCUUCCAAGUGUUUGAUCAAUUUCCCUGAAAUUUGUUCUUUUGCCUGAUCAUAUUUCGUCAUUCUUUUUUUUUUCUUCAUUGUCAUAAUGCCUCCCACUUAUUUCCCUCUUCGUUGGGAGAGUACUGGAGACCAAUGGUGGUAUGCUUCUCCCAUUGAUUGGGCAGCUGCUAAUGGCCAUUUUGAUUUGGUCAGAGAGCUCCUUCGCAUUGAUAACAAUCACCUUAUUAAGCUCACCUCUCUUCGGCGAAUUCGACGCCUUGAGACUGUAUGGGAUGAUGAGGAACAGUUUGAUGAUGUUGCCAAAUGUCGCUCUCAAGUUGCUAGAAAACUUUUUCAUGAGUGUGAAUCCAAGAAAGGAAAAAAUUCUCUCAUCCAAGCUGGCUAUGGUGGAUGGCUUAUGUACACUGCUGCUUCAGCUGGAUACUUGAGUUUUGUUCAGGAACUUCUUGAAAAGAACCCUCUACUUGUUUUUGGUGAAGGAGAAUAUGGUGUUACUGAUAUAUUCUAUGCUGCUGCCAGAAGUAAGAAUUGUGAGGUUUUCAGGAUUAUCUAUGAUUUUGCUGUUUCUCCAAGGUUUUUGACAGCAAAAGGUGGAGAGUUUGAGGAGCAUAUAGGAGAUAUUCCUUCUCUAUACAAGUGGGAGAUGAUCAAUAGAGCUGUUCAUGCUGCUGCAAGAGGUGGGAAUUCAACCAUUUUGAGGGAGCUUCUAAGUAAUUGCAGUGAUGUCUUGGCUUAUAGAGAUAAGGAAGGAGCAACUAUUUUACAUGCUGCUGCUGCCAGAGGUCAGGUUGAGGUAGUUAAAGAUCUUAUAGCCUCCUUUGAUAUCAUCAAUUCAACAGACCAUCUAGGCAACACAGCAUUGCAUAUUGCUGCUUAUAGGGGUCAGUUAUCUGUGGUUGAAGCUUUAAUUGUUGCAUCUCCUUCAUUGAUCUCUUCAACAAACAAUGCUGGAGAAACUUUUCUUCAUAUGGCUGUGUCUGGUUUCCAAACUUCUGCCUUUAAAAGAUUGGACCGGCAGAUUGAGCUUAUGAAGCAGUUGAUUUGUGGGAAAUUUUUCAAUGUGGAAGACAUCAUCAAUGCCAAAAGCAAUGAUGGAAGAACUGCACUACACACAGCCAUCAUUGGGAAUGUUCACUCUGAUCUCGUGCAGCUCCUCACGUCUGCUCGGUCAAUUAAUGUUAAUAUUCCUGAUGCAGAUGGGAUGACGCCUCUUGACCUUCUUAAGCAACGGCCACAUUCUGCAUCUUCGGAUGUAUUGAUUAGGCAGUUGAUUUCAGCAGGUGGGAUAUUUGGCUGUCAGGACUAUACGGCAAGAAGAGCCAUUGCGUCCCGUUUGAAGAUGCAAGCUUAUGGAGUCAGCCCUGGAACAUCAUUCAGAAUCUCUGAUGCAGAAAUAUUCUUGUAUACAGGUAGUGAGAUUGUUUCUGAUGCUAGUGCUGAUCCAGGAAGUGAAGAAAGGAUUUCAGCUUCAACUGAACAUCUUGACUCGACCAAUGAGAAUCAGAGCUCAACAACUAGUAGGAAGUUAAGUUCUGUGAGUAAUGCAGCACAGCAGUUAAAAAGAGUCCUCCAUUGGCCCAGUCUGAAAGGGAAGAAACCUGAAAGAUUCAAGAACUCAAUGGAUCAAGUUUCUGUUGAAUCAUGCAAGCAAUGCAAUUGUGCAGAAGAAACUCCAGCCCCACUUCGCCAGAGAUUCACGAAGGCCCCAUCCCUUCCUAACAACAAGAGGACACUUUCUGUUAGGAGUAAUCAAUCAAGUCCAUUAGCCAAAAAGAAAUUUGCUGUAGGCACAAUGCAUGGUGUUAUGCAGGCUAUGCCACAAUUAACUGUUCAAGGUCGAUCGCGCUCGAGUUCAUUUUCAAAAUCAUCCCCAUCAUCUCCUAGUUCAUUGGAUAAACAAAAAGGUGUAUUUAUCGACAAUGAUGUAGCUGGGCCAUCAUCUUCCAAUCAAUCAUUUGAUGAUAGAACACCAAAUGUGACUGGGAAAGAAGGCUCCACAACGAAUAAGAAGUUGAGGAACCAGUACUUCUGUUUCGGUACAUCCGGCCUUUCUGUGAAAACCCCAGUUAGCCGGCCACGACAAACCCAUAGUUCAAAUGCUUCUGUUGUCUCAGUGGCUUGAUAAGAAAGGAGUACAAAGCUGAGAGCCCAGAAGAAAGCAAGAAGCAGACUGCCUAACUUAGAGGAAUAUUAACAAGUUCUCUUAGAUUUCUUGCACGUUUUUUCCUUUGUAGAAUGUUGUCUUGUUUGAUAUGAGUAGGCCAAGUAAUUGUACCUGACUUUCUCUAAAGCACAUCUUGUGCUUUUGUGGUGUGAAAGCCGUGAAGAAAUGUAAUGUUCUAAGCUGUUGAGCA